AUUUUCAAUUUCUCAUUUCAAUUCUCAAUUUUCAGCCAAUCCGAAAUCGUAGCGUAGCAGCGAAAGCAGAAGAAGAAUCCCUAAUUCCGAGCUUUCCAUCCAUGGCGUCCGGAAAGCGAUGCCACUACGAGGUCCUCGGCCUCCACCUCGACUGCACCGCCGACGAGAUUCGAUCGGCGUACAGAAAGCUCGCCCUCCAGCGCCACCCCGACAAGCUUGUCCAGUCCGGUUUGUCCCAAGCUGAUGCCACCGCUCAGUUUCAAGAGCUCCAGCACGCUUACGAGGUCCUCUCUGAUCCCAAGGAACGCGCCUGGUACGACUCUCAUCGUUCCCAAAUCCUCUUCUCUGAUGCCGCCUCCGUCAAUUCCAACUCUGUUGUUCCCAAUCUGUUUCCGUUUUUCUCCAAUACUGUUUAUUCUGGCUAUUCCGAUUCUGGAAGAGGGUUCUAUAAGAUCUAUGCUGACCUUUUUGACACGAUUUACGGUAACGAGAUUAAUUUUGCCAAGAAAUUAGGAUUGCGUUUAGAUGUGGUUCGCGAGGCUCCGGUCAUGGGGAAUGUGGAUAGUCCGUACACGCAGGUGACUGCGUUUUAUAAUUACUGGCUCGGGUUUUGUACGGUUAUGGAUUUUUGCUGGGUUGAUCAGUACGAUGUUAUGGCCGGUCCCAACCGGAAAUCGAGGAGGCUAAUGGAGGAGGAUAACAAAAAGCUGAGGAAGAAGGCAAAGAGGGAGUACAACGAGACAGUUAGAGGCUUGGCUGAAUUUGUGAAGAAGAGGGAUAAGAGAGUGAUUGAUAUGGCUAUGAAAAGGAACUUGGAAAUGGAGAAGAAGAAGCAAGAGGAGAGGGAAAGAAAAAAGAAGUUAGAGAGGGAGAAAUUGGAGAAGCUGAGGGCAUACGAGGAACCAGAUUGGGCAAAGGUCGAGGAGGUCGAGGAGGAUGCAGGAGAUGAGUUUGAGGAAGAGAAUAAGAAAGAGAAAGAGCUGUACUGUGUUUUGUGUGGGAAAAAGUUCAAGAGUGAAAAGCAAUGGAAGAAUCACGAGCAGUCUAAAAAGCACAAGGAGAAGGUUGCAGAGUUCAGAGAAUCACUAGAUGAUGAGGAUGAAUCUGAAGGGUUUGUUGAUGAAGGAGAAGCUGAAGCAGAAGAGACUCUGCUGGAUGAUGAGAUGGAUAAACUAGGGGAGCAGUUCAAGGAGAGUUUCGAUGUUAAAAUCGAAGAAACUGAAAGUGGGCCAGAACUUAGUGGGAGUGAACACACUGAUGUUCAUGAGAUUGAUAGAACGGAUAUGGUCGCAGAGGCACUUGGAUUGGAUGACGACGACGAACUUGAUGUUCUUGAAGCAAUGGCGGCUGGGCUUCGGAAUAGGAAAAAUGCUGCAUCAGUGCAGCAGCCUAAAGCUUCUUCAGUAAAAACUCGUGUCGAGAAUGAGAGCGAUGAGCUUAGCCCAGGAGAAUAUGAAAAUGGCAAGAGGGGGAGAAGGAACCGUCGAGCCAAAAAGAAGGGCAAGGGAAAUGAUGAACCUAUGAAUGAAACAGAUUCCCAAAAUGACAAAAACAUUGGAGAUGAUACAUCACAUCGACAUGAUUCUCCUUCACAUUCGUCAGGUAACAAAGAAAGUAGUGAUAAGGGAGCCAGCGAGUUGGCAAAAGAACAAAGGACUUCAAGUAAACCUGCUGAUCGAAAAGCAGUUGUGCAGAACGACAUGAAGACGAACCCUAGGCAUUCAUCUAAAGGAAAGAAAUCCAAGGCAACAACAAAGGAUUCCGCCAAUUCAUGCGAAACAUGUGGAGAGCAGUUUGAAUCAAGGAAUAAACUGCACAAGCAUUUGGGAGCAACUGGACAUGCUGCUCUAAAAUAUCGAUGACAAAGCUAUAGCAAAUCCACAUCAAUUUUGACCUUUAACAAGAUUUUGAACAAGUUCCAUACCACAUCCUGCGGGAAUUUGAAUCACCAAUUGAGGAUGAUGAUAGCUUAUGCAGAUUGUUAUCUAUCUGGAAAAUGGUAUGAUUUUUACAUUCAUUGUUUUACUGUAAACUGCAACAUUCCUUCCAAGUAUUUAAACCUUGUGAUUUAUUGAAUAAAAUUGAAUACGAUUUGAGUGGCCCCUUAGGAGGGUGUAAUACCAGGAGAGAGUUGCUAAAUGUUGCAUUUAGGAGAAUUAAGAGGAUUUUCAAAGACAGUUUUGAACUGAUCUUCUUUAUGUUGAACUAAUUGUGUAUUUUCGGUUUU
Messenger RNA from Momordica charantia (bitter melon), 2227 nucleotides. RefSeq names its product DNAJ heat shock N-terminal domain-containing protein. Gene Ontology annotation, molecular function: zinc ion binding; nucleic acid binding. Lineage: Eukaryota; Viridiplantae; Streptophyta; Magnoliopsida; Cucurbitales; Cucurbitaceae. The record is from RefSeq and is a predicted model, not a curated record.